Linnemannia hyalina is the source of this 327-nucleotide messenger RNA. The record is from the annotation of a GenBank genome assembly. NCBI's taxonomy places the organism in Eukaryota, Fungi, Mortierellomycota, Mortierellomycetes, Mortierellales, Mortierellaceae.
AUGGUGAAAAGUCUACUUGUAAUGGUGCAUAACAAGAUCUCUGACUUGGACGAGACUGAAGUCCCGGAUCAUUUCUCUCAGGCCUCCACUUCCUCGGAUACGUCCAUGCCAACGACAGCAGCAGUAGUCUCGUCGUCGGGCCGGUCCCCAGCAGCAGAACCAGUCACCUCGUCCUCGGAUCAGCCCUCAGUAGCAGCAGAACCAGAGUCGAAUGACUCAUCUGACGUUGACGAAAAUGAAAAGGCAGACCUUCUGGCCAAUAUAGAACAAGCAUGCCAUAAGGAGUGCGAGGUUAGUAUACCGGGCAACGAUGACUAUGUUGUGUAA